AUGGCCGCCGCUCCAGCUCUGCAGACAGCCAUCGAGAUUGCCUCUCCCCCAAGCGACGAAGAAACCCUCACGCUUUUCGCCCCCGAACCGUCCUCCAAAGCCGAAGAAGUAAAUAACUACAUCUUUGCACACCCGGUCGUAGGCCUCCUCCUCGCCGACUCUGCAUAUUGCGCCUCUCGCCCACACCUCAAAAUUCCCCCUUCACUGCGCCCACACAAUCUCACUGGCGGUACGCUUCUGGGCCAAGACCGUAUUGCUGUACCCCCACUUGCGUUUACGACCUCAGACGGCUCGCGCUUCGCCUCUGUUCAAUAUCUUGGGCCGGCGCUGUGUGGACAUCCGGGGCUGAUUCAUGGAGGCUUGCUGGCGACAUUACUAGACGAGGGGUUAGCACGGUGCUGUUUCCCAGCGCUGCCCAAUAAGGUUGGUGUAACUGCGAGUCUGAAGAUCGAUUAUCGGAAGCCGUGUAAAGCAGAGCAAUAUGUGAUUCUGCGGGCAGAGACGACGAAGGUUGAGGGCAGGAAGGCGUGGGUCAAGGGGCGAAUUGAAACACUGGUAGAUGAGACGAAGGGGGAGGUGCCCGAAGUUUUAGUGGAGGCGGAAGCAUUGUUCGUGGAACCAAGACAAGCAGCGGCCAUGCAGCGGAUAUAUUCGACUGCUCAGUAA
This is a messenger RNA of Pseudovirgaria hyperparasitica, 666 nucleotides long. RefSeq names its product Thioesterase/thiol ester dehydrase-isomerase. Lineage: Eukaryota; Fungi; Ascomycota; Dothideomycetes; Acrospermales; Acrospermaceae. The coding region runs from base 1 to 666 and encodes 221 amino acids. The record is from RefSeq and is a predicted model, not a curated record. The transcript has 2 exons.